AUGGAAAUCCACCAGCUGAUCUUACCUGGUUUAAAGAUGACAAGAAGAUUGGUGGAAGAGGAAAGAAAGAACACAGUGGAACGUACAGCAAAACCAACAGUGACAUUCAGUUGUCCUGAUACCACGACGCUAAAUGAAGGUGAUGACUUCAGCUGUCUGUGUGAAGGUAAAAAUGGAAGUCCAGCAGCUGAUGUUACCUGGUUUAAAGAUGGCGAACAGAUUGGUGGAACAGGAAAGAAAGAACAAUUGUUGACUCUCAAAAAUGUUGAUAAAUCAGACAGUGGAACCUAUAAAUGUGUUGCUGAAAGUGACUCUAAUGAGAGAUAUAAAGAUGAAAAAACAAUGAAGAUAAUAGUUCAAUUCAAACCGAGGAAACCAGAAUUAACAUUCACAAGUAAUCUAGCUCCACUUGGUGGCUCAUUUACCAUAUCAUGUUCAUCUGAUGGUGUUCCUGAACCAAGUUAUAAAAUAACCCAUAAUUGUACCGAAGUCAGCACUGAAAAGUCGUUAACCAUAUCUUCAGUGAAGUGGAGUGAUGCUGGAAGAUACGAAUGUUUUGUAAAUAAUAAUCUAGGAAAUGAUUCAGUCUCUAAAGACUUGAAAGUAACAGCAUUUCAAGUUGAUUCAACUUAUCAAGAACUGGAUCUUAAAAAAAUGAACAAGGAAGAUAAUUAUCAAUCAUUGAGUGGGAAUGUUGCAGGAAAUGACGGUGUAAAUAACGAUGAGUCAAAUUAUGCAGAGUUGAACAAAACCAGAGAUGUCGAAAACAAUUAUCAAUCUCUAAGUUGA
Dendronephthya gigantea is the source of this 789-nucleotide messenger RNA. Its product is annotated as neural cell adhesion molecule 1-like. The record is from RefSeq and is a predicted model, not a curated record. NCBI's taxonomy places the organism in Eukaryota, Metazoa, Cnidaria, Anthozoa, Malacalcyonacea, Nephtheidae. Bases 1 to 789 code for a protein of 262 amino acids. The transcript has 4 exons.